CCUGUCCCAAACCCACAAAACCCUCGCGCUGCGCUACCCGAGGGAGGGGCCAAACCUAAACCGCCGCGAGUCGCCGGCACCACUCCUACCCACCGCCGUCCCACCGCGCCGCCCGCCACCUCGCCUCGCCCUUAUAUGUCGCUCGCCUCCUCCCUCCUCACCCCACACGGACCCCGCCGCCUCCUCCCGCUCCUUCUCCCUCUUCGCCUAUUCUCCUCCGCCGCCGCGCCCGCGCUCGCAAUGCCUCCCCGCCGCGAUCGCAUUAAACAGCCGCCGCGGGAAUCGAAACCGAAGGCCUCCGCCGAUGCCUCGUCCUCCUCCACCUCCUCCGCCGCCGAGAUCGCCGAGCCCUUCGAGAAGAUGAGCAUCGCCUCGCAGUCGCCGGCGCAGGCGGGGGCGGCGCAGCUGUGGGUGCCGAGGGGCUACGCGACCACCGCGACGGACGCCGGCGUCGCCUCCUCCUCCUCGACAGCAGCGCCGGCGGCUGAGCAGGGUGUUGCCAGCGAGAAGCUGGCGAGGAUCUUCAAGGGGGCCGCCGAUUUCGCGGUGGACAACAGCACGUUCACCGAGGCGCAGAUCAGGGCCACGUUCUACCCCAAAUUCGAGAACGAGAAGUCCGAUCAGGAGACGAGAACUCGAAUGAUUGAGAUGGUAUCGCAUGGCUUAGCAAACUUGGAGGUUACUCUCAAGCAUUCAGGAUCACUCUUCAUGUAUGCUGGUCACCUUGGUGGUGCAUAUGCGAAGAACAGCUUUGGAAAUGUAUACACUGCUGUGGGCGUUUUUGUUCUGGGGCGUUUGUUUCGUGAAGCUUGGGGAAAGGAGGCUCCUAAAAUGCAAGCAGAAUUCAAUGAUUUUCUUGAGAAAAACCGGAUAUGCAUUUCAAUGGAACUUGUGACAGCUGUGUUAGGAGACCAUGGACAAAGGCCUAAGGAUGAUUAUGCCGUGAUUACAGCUGUGACGGAGUUGGGUCAUGGCAAGCCAAAAUUCUAUUCUACUGCAGAGGUGAUUGCAUUUUGUCGGAAAUGGCGCCUACCUACGAACCAUGUCUGGCUAUUUUCCACAAGGAAAUCUGCCACUUCAUUUUUUGCUGCUUACGAUGCAUUAUGUGAAGAAGGAACUGCAACGCCUGUUUGCAAAGCCCUUGAUGAAAUAGCUGAUAUAGCUGUACCAGGUUCAAAAGAUCAUGUAAAGGUGCAGGGUGAGAUUCUUGAAGGUCUGGUUGCCCGUGUCGUGAGUCGUGAAAGUUCAGCGCAAAUGGAAGAAGUUUUGAGAAACUGUCCACAGUCUCCAUUAGAUGGAGUUGACUCAGAUUUAGGACCAAGUUUACGAGAAAUAUGUGCCGCUAAUAGGUCAGAUGAAAAGCAGCAAAUUAAAGCACUUCUUGAAAAUGUUGGAGCUUCGAUGUGUCCAGACCGUUCGGAUUGGCUUGGAAAUAGUGGUCUUGAUGCCCAGUCUCGAAAUGCAGAUAGAUCAGUUGUUACUAAAUUUUUGCAAGCACAUCCUACAGACUAUGCAACUAAGAAACUGCAGGAGAUGAUUCGCUUGAUGAAGCAGAGGAAUUUUCCAGCAGCUUUCAAAUGUUACUGGAAUUACCACAAAAUUGAUUCUCUUUCAAAUGACAACUUGUAUUACAAGAUGGUUAUCCAUGUGCACAGUGAUUCUGUUUUUAGACGUUAUCAGCAAGAGAUGAGGAGAAACCAAGGGUUGUGGCCUCUAUAUAGAGGUUUCUUUGUUGAUGUAAACCUGUUCAAGGCGAACAACAAGAAGGCAUCUGAUCUGUCCGAAGAUGGAGACGUUUUACUGAGAAAUAUCUAUGGUGCCUUGGAUUCAAAUUCAUCAGCAGUGGAUGGUCUGGCUGAUGAGGAUUCAAAUCUAAUGAUGAAACUUAAAUUCCUGACAUAUAAGUUACGGACAUUUUUGAUUCGUAAUGGACUAUCUACCCUUUUCAAAGAUGGGCCAUCUGCUUAUAAAACUUAUUACUUAAGGCAAUUGAAGAAUUGGGGAACAUCAGCAGGCAAACAGAAAGAGCUUAGCAAAAUGUUGGAUGAAUGGGCUGUCUACAUUAGAAGGAAGUACGGGAAUAAGCCACUCUCUUCCUCGACGUAUCUUAGUGAAGCAGAGCCUUUCCUUGAACAAUACGCUAAACGCAGCCCUGCAAACCAGGCUUUGAUUGGGGCUGCUGGUAACUUGGUUCAAACAGAAAAUUUCUUGGCCAUACUUGAUGCAGGGAGAGAUGAAGAGGGUGAUCUUCAGUCAGAACGUGGGGUGGCACCUUCUAGUCCUACCUCAACACCUGCUGAUGUGGUUCCUAAAACUGAGGGCCUUAUUGUGUUCUUUCCAGGUAUACCUGGUUGUGCAAAGUCGGCUCUAUGUAAGGAAAUAUUAAAUGCACCUGGUGGCCUUGGUGAUAAUCGCCCUCUUCAUAGCUUGAUGGGAGAUCUUAUUAAAGGAAGAUACUGGCAAAAGGUUGCUGAUGAGCGAAAAAAGAAACCAGCUAGAAUAACCCUUGCUGACAAAAAUGCACCAAAUGAAGAAGUGUGGAGGCAGAUUGAGGAUAUGUGUCACACCACAAAGGCGGCUGCUGUUCCUGUGAUUCCUGACUCUGAAGGCACCGAUUCAAAUCCAUUUUCUCUUGAAGCACUCGCUGUUUUCAUGUUUCGUGUCCUCCAACGGGUCAAUCAUCCGGGAAAUCUGGACAAGGCAUCACCUAAUGCUGGUUAUGUUUUGCUAAUGUUUUACCACUUGCAUGAUGGCAAGAGUCGAAGAGAAUUUGAAAAUGAACUGUAUGAGCGUUUUGGCUCCCUGAUUAAGAUGCCUCUCCUGAAGCCGGAUAGAGCUCCAUUGCCUGGUGAUGUGAAAGCUAUCUUAGAUGAGGGGAUUAGCUUGUUCAGACUGCAUCAGAACAGACACGGAAGAGUGGAGCCAUCAAAGGGUUCAUACGCCAAAGAAUGGGCACAGUGGGAGAAAAGGUUGCGCGUGAUCUUGUUUGGGAAUGCUGAUUAUCUUAAGUCCAUUCAGGUUCCGUUUGACGUAGCCGUGAAAGAAGUACUGGAACAGUUAAAAGCUGUUGCCAAAGGCGAUCUCAAAUCACCUGACACUGCGAAGCGGAAGUUCGGCAAUAUCAUUUUUGCUGCUGUUAGAUUAACCCCAUCAUAUAUAUUGGGCGUUCUCCGUAAGGUGGCAGAGAAGGACGCUGAUGCCAACAGUUUUCUCAACGACAUAAAACUGGAGGAUAACCUAAACAAGGCUCAUGUCACCCUCGCCCACAAAAGAGGCCAUGGCGUGGCUGCAGUUGCAAGCUACGGCAUCUACCAGAACCAGGAAGUCCCUGUGUCGUUCAACGCCUUGUUCUAUACCGACAAGAUGGUCGCUCUGGAGGCGCAGCUCGGAACUGUAAAUGGUGAGCAGAUCAAUUCCAGAAACGAGUGGCCACAUUCCACUCUAUGGACAGCCCCAGGCAUUGCGGCGAAGGAAGCCAACAUACUGCCGCAGCUGGCUUCGGAAGGAAAAGCGAAACGGGUGCCAAUUGACCCUCCUAUCACUGUAUCCGGGGUGCUGGACUUCUACUGAUUUCUUGAGGUGCAGAGGUGAGCAUAAAUAGAAUUAGGAAUCGAUGGGUGCUGGUGACCUCACGUGGACACAACUGACAGCGGCAAUAGGUUGUAAAUUUGUCAGUGAACACAUAAAUUAGGCUGUCAUCAGCAGAUUUUGAUGUAGUAUUAUUAACUCCCGGUUUCGGUCGGCAUUAAGUUUUGGACUUAACCAUUUUCAGAUGCCGUGCCUGAGCGCAAUGAAAGUGUAAGUCUUAUAUAGUA
Messenger RNA from Phragmites australis (common reed), 3815 nucleotides. Its product is annotated as tRNA ligase 1. Lineage: Eukaryota; Viridiplantae; Streptophyta; Magnoliopsida; Poales; Poaceae. Gene Ontology annotation, biological process: tRNA splicing, via endonucleolytic cleavage and ligation. The coding region runs from base 136 to 3570 and encodes 1144 amino acids. The transcript has 27 exons. Gene Ontology annotation, molecular function: RNA ligase (ATP) activity. The record is from RefSeq and is a predicted model, not a curated record.